Molecule: messenger RNA, 1411 nt
Organism: Pseudophryne corroboree (corroboree frog)
Lineage: Eukaryota; Metazoa; Chordata; Amphibia; Anura; Myobatrachidae
Gene: SLC25A3
Product: solute carrier family 25 member 3
Exons: 8
Coding region: 120-1199 (359 amino acids)
Biological process (GO): mitochondrial phosphate ion transmembrane transport
Cellular component (GO): mitochondrial inner membrane
Molecular function (GO): phosphate transmembrane transporter activity
Source: RefSeq, a predicted model, not a curated record
CGCAAUGGAUGCGGGGCGGGUUGGUGACGUCACGGAAGGACAAAUUCAUUAGGUCUGGAGGACGUUCGUUCUCUAAGAGCCGGUGAGGGCUGAGUGAGCGCCAUCUUCUAGCUGCAGAAAUGUACUCCUCCGUUGCACAGCUCGCCCGGGUAAACCCGUUCAGUGCACCACACUUCCAGUUGGGACAGGAUUGUGUGACCUCUAGAAAGAGUAACACUUCCCAGGUCCCCCCUGUCCGCCACCUUGCUGCUGCUGCCACUGUUGAAGGUGAAAACAGUUGUGAAUAUGGCUCAGCACAGUUCUAUGCAGUAUGUGGCUUUGGUGGCAUCCUCAGUUGUGGUUUAACCCAUACUGCAGUUGUACCUCUGGAUUUGGUGAAAUGCCGCAUUCAGGUGGAUCCCAAAAAGUAUAAAAGCAUAUUCAAUGGCUUUUCUGUAACACUUAAGGAAGAUGGUGUCCGUGGCCUUGCUAAAGGUUGGGCUCCAACCUUUAUAGGAUACUCCAUGCAAGGAUUAUGCAAGUUCGGAUUCUAUGAAGUUUUCAAAGUCUUGUAUGCUAAUAUGUUAGGGGAGGAAAAUACUUACUUGUGGCGCACAUCUCUGUACCUGGCUGCAUCUGCCAGUGCUGAGUUCUUUGCUGAUAUUGCACUUUGUCCAAUGGAAGCUGCUAAGGUGCGCAUCCAAACACAGCCAGGAUAUGCAAACACACUGCGGGAAGCGGCCCCUAAGAUGUAUGCUGAAGAAGGAAUUUGGGCGUUCUACAAAGGCGUUGCUCCUCUUUGGAUGAGGCAGAUUCCAUACACAAUGAUGAAGUUUGCUUGCUUUGAGCGUACAGUUGAGGCCCUCUAUAAGCACGUUGUACCUAAGCCACGAAGCGAAUGUUCAAAAUCUGAGCAAUUGGUAGUGACCUUUGUUGCUGGUUAUAUUGCUGGUGUGUUCUGUGCCAUCGUCUCCCAUCCUGCUGAUUCGGUGGUUUCUGUGUUGAACAAGGAAAAGGGAAGCACUGCCCUUGAAGUUCUUAAGAGACUUGGACCAAAAGGAGUCUGGAAGGGGCUAACCGCUCGUAUUAUCAUGAUUGGUACUUUAACUGCUCUGCAGUGGUUCAUCUAUGACUCUGUGAAGGUCUACUUCAGACUUCCUCGUCCUCCUCCCCCAGAGAUGCCAGAAUCCUUGAAGAAGAAACUUGGCCUGACCCAGUAAACAAUGGGACUUGAAUAUUGAAAACCUAAAUGACACUUUACGCUAACAAGUUUUAUAAAUUCAACCAUAUAGGAUUUACCAUUUUUCUCAGAUGUAAUUAUUGGUUGUAUGUUCACUCUUGCUUGGUAGCACACACUUGUAACUAUGGUUUUACAGCUGUACUGUAUGUAUCUGUUUUAAUAAACAGAAAUCUAGUAAAUUUAAAGAAUUAA